Molecule: messenger RNA, 669 nt
Organism: Exophiala spinifera
Lineage: Eukaryota; Fungi; Ascomycota; Eurotiomycetes; Chaetothyriales; Herpotrichiellaceae
Exons: 1
Coding region: 1-669 (222 amino acids)
Source: RefSeq, a predicted model, not a curated record
AUGGAAGAAUCGGAAGAAAUGGAUGAUAAGGAGGAGGUAGAGAGAUCUCGACAGAUUCGUUCUAAUGAGGCACUAUCUGCACAAACGCAAAUGAUCAAUAGCUUUAGCGCAUACACUUCCUGGGGAAACGUGGCUGAAGCUGAGGAGGAUGACUUUUAUGCAGACCGUCUCCUCGAAAGGUUUGAACUGCACGCAAUCGACCAUUCUGUUGCCGAUCAGAUUCCAACUCCUCCGCCAACUCCUCUACAAUCACCUCUCGAUCAAACAGAGAACUCAGUCAACCCCGGCAUAAACGGUGAUCAACAGGCAGAUGAAGCCAGCACUGCGAGCGUCCAUGAAGAAUGGAACGGCAACAGCUCUGAAACGCUGCAUGGAGCACAACCUGUCCCGGCCCUCACACUAACCGCGGCACCUGCGACGUCAAGUUCUCCGAUUCGUGCCCUGACACAGCUUGGGGCAGGGCGAGGUGUCAUUGUGCACGGCAGACGAGAACCGCAAACUGGUGGCCAGGCUGAAUACAGCAUCACCGUAAUUGACACCCCUUGGAUGAGAGAUGCCGACUCAGAACUUACCCAAUGGCACCUGCCAAAUGGCGUCGAGGACCAUGAGGUUGACGAGAGCGACUACCCGGCAGGGCAAGACGCAGACUGGGUUUACUUGUCAUCAUGA